AUGGGUGGCAACAUGGAAGGAACUACCAUGAUUUCUAGCGAGUGGACCGACCCCGGGUCGGCUGCCUUUGAUUUUCGCAGCGAUACCGUUACGCGGCCAACAAGACAGAUGUUGGCUGCCAUAGCAGACACGACAUUGCAAGACGAUGACUUCAGAGAGGAUCCAACAACCUUGGAGUUGGAGGCGAGGGUUGCAGAGAUGAUGGGCAAGGAGGCAGCGCUGUUCGUGAUCAGUGGUACGAUGGGCAACCAGCUGGGUGUACGAGCGCAACUAAAGGGCCCACCACACAGCGUGCUCUGCGACGCUCGUAGUCAUCUCGUAACGCAUGAAGCAGGUGGGGUAGCCAGUCUGAGCGGCGCAAUGGUGGAUUGUGUGAGCCCGGCCAACGGACUCUAUUUGACGCAGGCAGAUGUCGAGGCGCACUUCAACCGCGGGACUUUGAUUACCGACUGCCCUACACGGCUGAUCGUCCUAGAGAUCCCCCUAGGUGGCGUGAUUAUGCCACUGGCUGAUUGUCGCCGCAUCAGCGAGUGGGCGCGCGCCCAAGGCAUCACACUGCAUCUGGACGGGGCACGUUUGUGGGAGGCUGUGGCUGCUGGGGCAGGGUCGUUGUGUGACUACUGCUCCUGCUUCGAUAGUAUCAAUCUUUGCUUUUCCAAAGGGCUGGGCGCCCCAAUUGGUUCAGUUUUGGUCGGGUCAAAGGCCUUGACCAAGCAAGCUCGCUGGAUCCGCAAGAGUAUCGGUGGGGGCAUGCGGCAAUCCGGGGUCGUGUGCGCUGCGGCCCGUGUCGCCGUCGAGGACACCUUUCUGGGCGGACAAUUACAGCGUUCUCAUGCUCUUGCUCGGGACAUUGCUUCCUUCUGGGAGACCCACGGCGGCAACCUGGUCUAUCCGGUGGAAACGAACAUGGUGUGGUUGGACUUCAAGCCUCUGGCCUGGGGCCCCGAGAGGUUGAUUAAGCGCGGUGUGGAGCUCGGAUUGAGGUUUAUGGGUGCCCGUCUGGUCGUGCACUACCAGAUUAGCGACGAAGCGAUAAUCCGACUUAAGGGCCUGAUGCGUGAGAUACUAUGUAGUUAA
Molecule: messenger RNA, 1077 nt
Organism: Aspergillus eucalypticola CBS 122712
Lineage: Eukaryota; Fungi; Ascomycota; Eurotiomycetes; Eurotiales; Aspergillaceae
Product: threonine aldolase family protein
Exons: 2
Coding region: 1-1077 (358 amino acids)
Biological process (GO): glycine biosynthetic process; L-threonine catabolic process
Cellular component (GO): cytosol
Molecular function (GO): L-allo-threonine aldolase activity
Source: RefSeq, a predicted model, not a curated record